Molecule: messenger RNA, 1525 nt
Organism: Capsella rubella
Lineage: Eukaryota; Viridiplantae; Streptophyta; Magnoliopsida; Brassicales; Brassicaceae
Product: protein JINGUBANG
Exons: 1
Coding region: 165-1340 (391 amino acids)
Molecular function (GO): protein binding
Source: RefSeq, a predicted model, not a curated record
UGUAAAGGGGUCCAAAUUGAAAUACAUAUAUUAGUAUAGUCCUAGUCUUGGGAGCCAAUCGUUGUUUCCACGACUACUUUUUCCCCAAACUUCAUCUUUUUUUCUCUCUUUAUAUUACAUCUCCAAGUGUUGCUCAUUGGUUCCAUCUUCCUUCACAAGCAACAAUGAUACGAUAUUGUCACGAAACAGAAGAAGAACAAGACAUUUCUCUUGAAGAUUAUCAAGUAUCUUCAUCUCAACCACUUCAUCGAUGUAUUGCCACUCUUGCAUGUCAUACAUCAUCCUACAUUUCAUCUCUAACCCUUACAGGGAAGAGACUUUACACAGGCUCUAACGACGGAGUUGUCAGAUUGUGGAAUGCUAACACGUUAGAAACGUUGGCGGAAGCAUCAAGCAGCGGCGGUGAUGUAAUAACAGGGGAAAGAGGAGGUGGAGGAGCAGUGAAAUCUUUGGUAAUCUUGGCUGAUAAACUCUUCACAGCACACCAAGAUCAAAAGAUACGUGUGUGGAAGAUAAACGACGUCGUUGAAGAAGACGUGGGUGGUAAAAAGUACAUGCAUCUAGCGACUAUGCCAACGAUGAGUGACCGUUUAGCAAAGUGUUUGAUGCCAAAGAACCAAGUCGAAAUAAGGAGGCACAAGAAAGCUUCAUGGGUUCACCAUGUAGACGCGGUUUCGGGUUUAGCCUUAUCAAGAGAUGGAACGCUACUCUUUUCUGUCUCAUGGGACAGAACGCUCAAAAUCUGGCGAACCACCGAUUUUAAAUGCCUAGAGUCUUUCACAAACGCUCACGAUGAUGCAAUCAAUGCGGUUGCAUUAUCCGAAAAUGGAGAUAUAUACACAGGAUCUUCUGACCAGAGAAUCAAAGUGUGGAGAAAGAACACCAAUGAAGAGAAGGAGAAGAAGAAGAAAAAGCAUUCUUUGGUUUCAAUAUUGUCAGAACAUAAUUCGGGUAUUAAUGCAUUGGCCCUGAGCGGUGAUAACGGAUCUCUUUUGCAUUCGGGUGGAUCCGACGGAUCGAUAAUGGUGUGGGAAACAGACGAAGGUGGAAACAUUGUCGUUGCUGGAAUGCUAAGAGGUCACACAGAGUCUGUUCUAUGCCUCACGGUUGUUUCGAACAUACUUUGUAGUGGCUCUGCAGAUAAGACGGUGAGGCUAUGGAAAUGUUCCGCGACGGAUUAUUCAUGCCUGGCUAUGUUAGAGGGACAUAGCGGACCUGUUAAAUGUUUGACCGGGGCAAUUCGUGAUUCGGGUAAACCAUCUGAGGCUUCUUAUCAAAUUUACAGUGGAGGACUUGACUCUCAAGUUAAGGUUUGGCAGAUUUUGGUGCCAACAUCAUAAAAAAGAGUUACUAUAUCAUUAAGCUUGGAACGUUUCUUUCCCUAUAUUGAUGAGUUGACGAGUUUUAUUGUGUGAGUUUAUCUUUUGGGAGAAUAGAUGAACGAGUGUGCAAUGUUGUACUAUGUUAGUUUGGAUAAGAAAGAAGAUGACUUGUAUCAACAUUCUAAUAUAUGAUUUGACAGUGA